GACACACACACACCCACAUCAUCAAAUAAAGACUUCCACAACUUCUCGGCUCUCUUCACACCUCUCUUUUCUCUUCCCUCUCGAAGCGACGAUGGCCCGCACUGCUUUUGUUGCUCUCGCAUGUGGCAUGCUCGGCGCUGCCAGCGCGCUCGAGGUGGUUACACCUGCCGAGGGGGACAUCGUUGUGGCUUCCAGGGCGUACACCGUGGAGUGGACCGGCACCGGGUCGAACAACCGCUACGAGAUCGACCUUUACUACUGCGGAUCCAUGUGCAUGGAGGAUGAGUGCGGUGACUGGGUGACUGCUCUGUGCCCGUACGGCGAGGACGGCUGCCCCGACAACGAGGGCGACUACGACAUCGUCAUGCCCGAGCCCAUGAGCGGCACCUCCGGCUCCGGCUACAAGGUGCGCGUGGCGGACGUGGACGAUGACGACUCGGGCGACUGCUCGGACGAGUUCUACCUCAUGGCGCACGCCGAGGCACCCAGCGCCGGCGACGCCGGCGGCCCGUACGUGACGGUAACUUCGCCCUCCAGCGGGGACUCUGCCGAAGCCGGCGAGGAGUACACCGUGGAGUUCGACUACGACAACGGUCUCGGAUCGUCAGUGGGACGUUUCGCCAUCGACCUCUACUCGGCCACGGGAUCUGGCGACUGCGGCACGUUCAUGUACACCCUGUGCGACAAGCCCACCAUCGGCUGCAAGGAUUCCAUGGGCGACUACGAUGUGGAGAUCCCGGAAGAUGCCGAGGCAGGCAUGUACACCAUCCGCGUGGGAGACUUCGAGGACGACUCGGUGUACGGGUGCUCGGACGAGUUCGAGAUCCUCGGUGCCGACGACUCGCCGGAUGACGGGGACCUGGACAUGGAAUCCGAGGACGCCGACUCGAGCGACGACGACUCGAGCGACGACGACUCGAGCGACGACGACUCGUCCAUGUCGUACCGCUUCUAAGGAUGUAUCUACGACGAUCCCCAACCGGCCUCUAUCUACUACGGCUCCUCUUUGCCAAACGAAAUCGUAACGCUGCUGCGAGGGGAAGAGCUGGGGCAACUCGCCCGUCCGUCGUAGCGAUUUAUCCUUGUGUUUGUCUACUGCUUCGCAAGGGUUGAUGGAACAGGACGAUGUGUUGAAUGUCCGAGCGGAAACUCAAGUGGGGUGAUGGCAUAGGGAAAGUGGCAGUCCGCACAGGCGGAAAAGGCUUACUUGUGCGGUUGCGUUUGUUAUCGAGUUGAUCCCCGAACGUCGAAAGCUUGUUUUUGUCGUUUCAGUUUCGAGAUAAUCGCUCGAUGAAGUCUUUGUUCUUGGAUGUCAGCUGUAGCUGUGAGAGGGGCGAUUCCCGUCCUGUCUCUCUUGUUUUGUUGCCCCGCUUUUGGGCGGAGUUUUUCGACCCUUUGGUUCUUCUGUUUUGUGAUGCGUUGUUGUUUUACUCCGUGUGCUGUAUCCCCCCGGCUUGAAAGCUCCCCUCGUAUACGGGUCUGGUACGGCUGCAGUUUGGAGCUCAGCGCAGUGCUCUUGGUAGGAGGGCAUUGGUUUCUCCCAAGUUCCCUCUGUUUCUCCAAUCAAGAUCACGAGUGCAAUAGUGACGAAGGAAAUUAGGAAUACCCUGCCCGCGACGAGCCCGAAGUGUUGUGUGGUGAAGGGGUAGGUAGAAAGCAGGCCCACCUUUUCAAGUACGAACCGUCGACCGACCGAAAUCGUUUCCCGCGGUAGCUUUUUCCCUUGGGGUUUUCUUCCGAAUGUGCUGUGUUCUCACUUGGUUUUGCUCUUGAGCGUCAUACAGAAUUAUUACCAUCCACGUUCCCUUCGCAUGCAGCUUCGCUCAUCCUUUUUGAAGUCGCAAAUGUUUUCGCGCUGUUCUUGCCCAUCGAAAAAUGUAAGGGGUAGUGGAGGUGUGGAAGACCUGACCAAUUUCGGUGGGACUGGUUCUCGUCGAAAGCGGGAGGCACGGGCGAUGUUAUAGAACCAGUUGAUAGCCGAAAUCUGGUCGAAGUCCAGUUUGAAGAGGGGCGGUGUCCUGCACACACCACGUAGCACGCAUUCCUGUGUGUCAUGGGUUGGGAAGUUUUGUGUACAUGGUAUUAGUGCGUGUGCUGCCUUGGCAAAGCGUCUAUUUUUGGGACGGGAAGGUUGGGGGAGUAGGCAGAGGAAAGGGACGUGUGUACAAUGACGAGAGGCGAGGGGCGUUUUUUUUUGCUCCAUCCUGUCGUUGUUGAGGCCGUCUGGUUGGUUGGUAAUGCUUCGUUGUGUUUGCCCAUUCGCGGCCCCGCCAUCUCGACAAUGGCAGCUGUUCCUUGGUUGACAGCGCUUACGAACCGUGCGUGAGACAGGUGCUUUGAUUGUGAUCUGGGGUGAAGUGUUUCAAGGAAGGACAGGUCGCCAGUGAGAUCGUCGAGUAUUUUGGUGUAGUAGUCCUUCCUCGAGCAAUUCAGCCGCAUAUUUUCUUCCGUUUCUUUCUCUCUCACCUGUCCGGUGUUUCUCUAUAUGUAUUGUUAAUAUGCAUGAUAUAAAUUACGAUUUUUACACCGGCCCGACUCAGUUUGCGUGAAUACGCGUGCAUACGUUUGGGGCCGUCACGCAUCAUGGGGAUUUGGAUUAUCGGUGUGCUUCCAGUGAGACGUGCAAUCGUGCAAUCUGCUAAUUGAAAAGACCGGAGU
This is a messenger RNA of Ectocarpus siliculosus, 2658 nucleotides long. Lineage: Eukaryota; Phaeophyceae; Ectocarpales; Ectocarpaceae. The record is from the annotation of a GenBank genome assembly.